This is a messenger RNA of Didymella exigua CBS 183.55, 1842 nucleotides long. RefSeq lists its product as uncharacterized. The transcript is spliced from 2 exons. Gene Ontology annotation, cellular component: endoplasmic reticulum. NCBI's taxonomy places the organism in Eukaryota, Fungi, Ascomycota, Dothideomycetes, Pleosporales, Didymellaceae. The record is from RefSeq and is a predicted model, not a curated record. Gene Ontology annotation, biological process: GPI anchor biosynthetic process. Bases 1 to 1842 code for a protein of 613 amino acids.
AUGCAGCUCUCGCGCCUCCUGUUCGGCCUCAGCGCGCUGCUGCUGCCCGUAGCCCUGCUCGGCACCACAUGGCUGUACCUGUAUCCGCUGUUCCACGGCUGCGCAUUCCCCUUGCCCCGCGACACAUCGCUCCCGCUGCUCGACGCGCGCGCGCCCUUCCGCCUCCUCGCCCUCGGCGACCCGCAGCUCGAGGGCGACUCGUCGCUGCCGGAUCCAGACGCGCCCCUCUUCCCGUCGCUGGCGAACGCGGUCGAGCAGCUCCGGGACGCCGGCCGCUCGCCGCGCGACGUCUUGCACAUCCUGCGCGAUGCAGCGCGCCGCGCGCUCACCGACGGCGCCGCCGCCCUCGAGGGUCUCCGCAAGACGGUCGAUCUGUGGGGAAACGACUGGUACCUCGCGCACAUUGUGCGCAGUCUGCGCUGGUGGACGGAACCCACGCACGUCGCCGUGCUGGGCGACCUGCUGGGCUCGCAGUGGAUCACCGACGGCGAGUUUGAGAAGCGCGCGGGGCGGUACUGGGGCCGGGUUAUGCGCGGGCUGGAGCGCGUGCCGGACGCUGUCAUGGGCGUCGACGGUGCCGACGACAGCCAUCACUACGAUGAGCCCGAGUAUGAGCGGCAGCGGUCUUGGGGCGGCAGGCGGGAGGUUCUGGGCGCUGAUGAUGCUUGGGCGAGGCGCGUCUUGAAUAUCGCGGGGAACCACGAUAUCGGGUAUGCGGGCGACAUUGACGAGGCGCGUGUGGACCGCUUCGAGCGCGCGUUUGGCAGCGUCAAUUGGGAUGUGUGGUUCGAGCUGCCCGGCAGCACGAGCAGCACGAGCAGCACCAGUACGAGAGGCACGCCCACAGACGACACACCUACAGACGACACGCCCACAAACGACCCCCCGGCGCUCCGCCUCGUCGUCCUCAACACCAUGAACCUCGACACCCCCGCGUACACCGACUCCCUGCAGCAGGACACGUACGCCUUCCUGAACCACCUAAUCAGCACCUCACGGCCCGUGGGCGACAAAACCCACGCCACCAUCCUGCUAACGCACAUCCCGCUGCACAAAGAAGCGGGCAUAUGCACCGACGCGCCGCACUUUGCCUACUUCGACGCCGGGCACGGCGUGCGCGAGCAGAACAUGCUGAGCGAGCACGGCAGCGCCGUUGUCCUCGAGAGCCUGUUCGGCCUGAGCAGCGAUACAAGGGCUGAGGGUGCGGGGCUGGGGCGCAGGGGGGUCGUGAUUAAUGGGCAUGAUCACGCUGGGUGUGAUACGCUGCAUUGGAUUCGCCAGCCUGGCGCGCCGGCGUGCGAGGAGGAAAUGGUGCAGAGCGGCGAUGCGUUUGCGUUUGCGUAUUCGCCUGCGGAGAUUGUGCGAGCAGAACCAGACGCUGGUGGAGGAGCAGAACCAGACGCUGGUGGAGGAGCAGAACCAGAUGCUGGUGGAGGAGCAGAAGCAGAACCACACCCCUCCUGGCGCGCCACCCGUUUCCCACCACUCGACUCCCACCACCACAACAAUCGCGACACCACCUGCCCGCCCACCGCCAGCCCGCACCUGCGCGAGAUCACGCUGCGCAGCAUGAUGGGCGAUUUCUCGGGCUACGCCGGUUUCCUGUCCGCCUGGUUCGACGCCGAGCGCGGUGAUGCCGGCGAGUGGGUCAUCGAGUUCAGCACCUGCGGCGCGGGUGUGCAGCAUUGGUGGUGGGGCGUGCAUGGAGUCGAUCUUGUUGUCGUGCUGGCUGCGGUGGGCGGGGUGGUUGCGUGGGUUUGUGAGGGGACGGGGGGGAGGUUACGGAAGAAGGAAGGGAAGGGGGAUGAGAGGCGUGAGUCUGCGCAAACGAAACGCUUGUAG